CUCAAAUCUACUAUGAUAGUGUCUUCUCACUCUAAUGUAGAAACUUCAACUCCAAAUGUGUCCGAAAAUCAUCACUCGACUAAAUAUGAAAGAGUAGAUAUUGAUGUUAAUGAUUAUGUUGCCCUAGAGUCAGUUACACAUACUCCAAUAUGGCAAUGUCCUAUCAAUGCACGAGAUAAUAUUAGAA
Molecule: messenger RNA, 187 nt
Organism: Striga hermonthica
Lineage: Eukaryota; Viridiplantae; Streptophyta; Magnoliopsida; Lamiales; Orobanchaceae
Source: the annotation of a GenBank genome assembly